AUGUCUAGCGAUAGUAGCUCAUCAGUAGGUAAUGCAAUAACUCAGAGUGUAAAUGACAUUAUAGAGUCCAUUACACCACGCCAAAUCACUGAGUGGAAAGUUUCUUCAUUUGAAAAGUUCGCCACGAAGGUAACCGCAUACGAAUCCUUCUUGAACAAUAUCAAAAGUCAACUAGCCUCAUCAGCAGUAAACACACAUCAGUUACUAUGGAUUGAGUGUUUAUACAAAAUCACUGCAACUUUUUCACAAUUGAAAAAGACAUUUGUAAAACUAUGCAUGGAAAGAAACGUCACAUACCAUCAAGCAGCUUUAUGCCAAAUCAGAUGUCACAAAGUAUUACUGGAGAUCGGUUCUUUGCUUAGUGUUUACUUGAGUGAGGCAAACCUCACCACCUUUGGAGAAAGAUUCAAGAAGGUAGUGGAAAGGAUAAUCGAGAUUCUUUUGGUAAAGAAUGUUACAGUGGAAGUUCAACAAAAUAAAAAUGAGCAAACUCGAAAUAAAAAUGAAACCCAUAUAGAACAAAAAACAAAGGUAGAGGAUGAAAUACUUGGUUUGCUCUUGGAUAAUUUUCGCUAUAUCAUUCCAACCGGAGAUAAUAAACUAUCAGUUUUGGCUCAUUUCAGCAAGUGCUUGUACAUUUUGAAUCGCCCUGCAUUAUUUGCUCGAAUACUUACUGAAUACGACCCAGAAUUUCCACUUGGGCUUUUAGCAAAUGCUUCACCGAUAAACCUUGUUGAUCUUAUUGAUUUUUACCGAUAUACUGCUUUCAACUUGGUUUCACUUUCCUUUAAGGACAAUAGAGGUUUCAACGACUCUUAUACAAAGCAAGCCGCCCUCUAUUUCAAAGUGCUAUUUGCAUUUCCAAACUUGAAUAUCAAUGGAGCAAUCGAUGGGUUGGACACAAAGAUUCCCGAGGAUUCAAUUAUCAAUCUCGAAGAAAGGCAGGAAAUAUCCUAUCUUUACAUCCUAAAUCACAUUGCUAGUAUGAAUUCCGUUAUUGAACUCUUUAACACUUCUCCGGUGUUCAAGUCUGAAAUUACUUUUCUCAUAAGAACCAUGUCUGCAGAGUUGUCAAGGGAUAUCGAAGAGCAAGCAUCGCAACCGGGGAGUAGACACUCUAGUGUCCUUAAUAUCCCACUGUUGGAUAACUCAAAAAAAAACUCAAUAAAUCAAGCAAACUCACUAAACUCAAUAAUUUCGGUAAACUCGGUAAACUCAGUGAACUCAGUGAACAAUCCAUCCAACUCAUAUCCUUUUGAAAAAAGUAAUGAAGAAUAUAUGGAGAAGCUGUCAAAUAUUGGUGCAGUGAUUUAUGAGGGAACAUAUAAGGAGAAAUUGAAAUUAGUUGUAUCAUUCUGUGAAGCCAUUUCUGCAGCACCUCAAAACCUUUGCAUCCAGGAUAUGUUCCAGAAUUUAAACGAAAUUUUAGAUUAUGAACUGUGGAGUUUACAUCAGAAUGUUGAAGUUGUUUAUAAAGUGAGACUGUUGCUAAUUGGCUUGGUAUUGAAACAAGCAAACCAAAUUAGUGGUUUUAAUAGAAUACCACUAUCUAAUUUAGGACUGCUAUUUGCUUUGAACAAUGAAAAUAAUAAAAUUGAGGAUAUAAUCAGUAAUAUUUACGUCAAAGGGUUCAGUUGGAGCAUUGACGAUGACUCAUUGGUUUUCAAGACUGAUCUGCCAAAUGUGGUUCCUGAGGAUAUGGUACAGACUCAAUUGGAGAUUAUCAGACUCACUAAUAAACUAAAGGAUGCUAUAUGA
Lodderomyces elongisporus is the source of this 1758-nucleotide messenger RNA. RefSeq lists its product as uncharacterized. The record is from RefSeq and is a predicted model, not a curated record. The coding region runs from base 1 to 1758 and encodes 585 amino acids. NCBI's taxonomy places the organism in Eukaryota, Fungi, Ascomycota, Pichiomycetes, Serinales, Debaryomycetaceae. The transcript has a single exon.